Molecule: messenger RNA, 2250 nt
Organism: Symbiodinium necroappetens
Lineage: Eukaryota; Dinophyceae; Suessiales; Symbiodiniaceae
Source: the annotation of a GenBank genome assembly
AUGCAGGUGGAAACACAGCAGAAGAAAGUUGGCCAGUUCACCGCUCUUUUUGCUGUGGGCGCGUUUUUGCCAACGGUUGGAGACAAAGAGGCGGCCGCUGGAUUGGCGGAGUUUGUUUCGGGCGGCCGAAAGGUUCCCAUCGACACCUACUUUAUAGAUAGCCAGAGCGCCGCCUUCCUGCAGGCCGCUCCCGAGGGCAAGCAACUUUGCGAGAACCUCAAUUUCCUGGGCGGUUUCGGGAUUCGCGAAAUCCAUGGGCUGACGGUCGCUUACUUGUCGGGGCCGGGACCCCAGUUCAGCUCCCGAAGCCUGCUUGCUUUGGCAGUCCCUCGUUGGGGCGAAGAUUCUCGGGUUCGCCCCUAUGUCCUGGCCACCUUUGUGCUCGGCCAUCGAUUCAGGAGGCUCAGGCAGCUCGCAGGCGGCAAAGGGCGGACGCGGCUGCGUGCGACGGCGCAAGACCAAGGAGUUCUCCGGCAGCAGCUGGAUUUGAAAACCCCUUAUGGCAGCGUCGAGGUUGUGGUGCUGAAGCCAACCGUAGCCUUGGAGCGCCGGGUCCCCGCGGUGCUUGUGAACGUGGGCUGCUAUUAUGCCCUGGCCGAGACGCUGGAAAAGGCUGAAGGCCCAAGGUAUAUUUCUUUAGAUUGUGCCUACAUUAUCUGGCGAGCGACCGGGCCCAUUGAGGAGGUGGCUGACCUGGUUUUUCAGAGAUGGCAAGCUGACGCGGCCGUCGUGCUGGAUUGGCUGGGUCAGCAGACCUGGUGCAAUGGUCGAGUCGGCUGCCAUGGCUACAGCCUCCUUGGGAAUACAUCCUAUGCCACGCUGGCGGCAUCACACGCUAAAGAUGCCCCGAAGGAUCGUCCUCUAGUUUGUGCCUUGGUUCCCGUCAUCUCCUUCUCCCGCAUCCAUCCGACGGUCUUUGUCAAUGGACAGAGUCUGGCUGCAGAGCUGGCUUUGCGCUUCAUCUGGCUGGCGGAAGUGGGCUUGCGACAAGAUCGCCAGGGCGGCUUUGGCUUCUUGUGGAACAUGUUUCGCUUCUUCUCUUUGGAGGAUUGGCCAGGUCUUGAUUCAGCUCUGGCGAAACGACCGGUGAGCGAAGCGGAUUCGGAUCUCUGGGGUCGACCCAACGUUCUCUGGCGUGGCGGCCAGACCGCGCGCGGUGCGGCAGAUCCAUUUUGGGCAGAAGGUCGGGACGUGCAGUGUCACUUUGCGGAUUUCCGGGAGCCUCCAAGCAUCCAUGUGAUCGCUGGUUGGAAUGACAUGUUUCUAGCUCAAAGUCUGCAAGACUUUCAGCUAGCCACCCAAGCCACGAACGGAGCGGCAAGAUUGACAAUCUUCACCGGAGGCCACUUCGGUGUGGUGGUGAAUCAUGGAGCAAAGGUUGCGGAAAGUACGCGGCAGUGGUACCGCCAAAACUUGAUCGGCACGAGCGGCGCAGCUUCGCGCGCGGCAGUGCGCAUGCAACUUAUCCAGGAGGAUGCGGACGGGGAGGAAGCAUGGCUAGAGUGCGACGUUUGGCCGCCGCCCUCCAAGCCCAUGCAGUUCUUUUUCCAGGAGAAGGAUGCUGGCUUGGGCACGGGCUUGCUGCUUCCAGGUGGUCCAGGCAGGGAAGCAGGUGCAUUGUCAUAUGUUUAUGAUCCCAAAGAUCCUACGCCCUACGCUGGCGAUGGCUGGCUCAACCUCCAGAAAGACGGGGCUCAGGACCAGAGAUCUUUCGAAAGCUCUCGGUUGCGAGACGUGCUCGUUCUCACCUCUGCUCCAUUGCAGCAGUCCCUGGAGAUCGUCGGCGAGGUCUCUGCAACGCUGUACGUCAGCUGCGCGGCACCAGAAUGUGACAUCAUUGUGCGGCUUUGCGCAGUCCGUGAGCCAUCAAGUGGCUGGGGGUCGUCCGAGCCUGGCUUUCUUGACCGCAUCCUGGACCCCCGUGGCUUGAGUCGUGGGUCUUCCGUGAACUUGUGCGAAGACAUCGUCCGAGUGAAGUUUCAGAAGGAUUCGGUGAGUCGCGUGGACAUCUCGGUUGGGGUGACGGCGUGUCACUUCCGCGCUGGCGACGCCGUCCGACUGCACGUUUGUUCGGCGGCCCAUCCGCGCUGGCUGCGCCAUCCUCUCCAAGAUGAGAAAGAAGAUUGGCUCCUGGGCGGCUCCGAGGUCGGGCCACCCGCGACAGUCACCGUCUUCGCUGACCACGAGCACCCCUCGCACGUGACACUUCCGGUUCGCAGCAGUGCUGUUCGCAUGUCAGGCUCCUUGUGA